Messenger RNA from Gadus morhua (Atlantic cod), 1586 nucleotides. It is a transcript of the gene galk1, whose product is annotated as galactokinase 1. Lineage: Eukaryota; Metazoa; Chordata; Actinopteri; Gadiformes; Gadidae. The coding region runs from base 180 to 1358 and encodes 392 amino acids. Gene Ontology annotation, molecular function: galactokinase activity; ATP binding. The transcript has 8 exons. The record is from RefSeq and is a predicted model, not a curated record. Gene Ontology annotation, biological process: carbohydrate phosphorylation; galactose metabolic process. Gene Ontology annotation, cellular component: cytoplasm; cytosol.
UAGCCUCUAACGUUGCAGCCAGGGUAAUGUUAUUUCUAAAACAGGAAGUGUGGUGAAUCACAUGCUCAAAACAAAAUUUGAAUACACACACUUUUAGUAGCUUAGACUUUCGAACUUUAUGUCACCCGAUCGCAUCCCCCUUUCCACACUGCCUGGGGGAUUUGUACCACGUAUCUGCAAUGGCCACUCCGGUUCCAGCUGUUCGUGAUGUUGUGACAGAGGCCCGUCGACUGUACGAGCAGAGUUUUGGCUCUAGUCCCGAGGUAGUGGUGUGUGCCCCCGGCAGAGUCAAUCUAAUUGGCGAGCACACCGACUACAAUGAUGGAUUCGUACUACCAAUGGCCCUUGCCCUGGUGACGGUUGUUGUGGGAAGCCCAGACCCUAGCCAGGCUGUCACCGUAGUAACGGCAAAUAAGGAUGUUGAGGAGCCCAGGAGAGUCGAUUUCUACCUGCCCAAUGACGGCUCGACGCUGUCUCCAGGACAACCAGGAUGGGCUAACUACGUCAAGGGUGUUGUGCAACAUUAUAGGGCCUCACCUCUGCCGGGGUUCAAGGCUGUGAUUGCCAGCACCGUGCCGCUGGGAGGCGGUUUGUCCAGCUCCGCCUCUCUGGAAGUGGCUAUGUACACCUUCCUCCAGCAGCUCCAGCCAGACGACGGAGACAAGGUGGCGAAGGCCGUGGCUUGUCAGCAGGCCGAGCACUCGCACGCUGGUGUCCCCUGUGGCAUCAUGGACCAGCUCGUGUCUGUGCUGGGCCAGGAGGCUCACGCCUUGCUGAUUGACUGCAGGUCCAUGGAGGCUACCCUGGUUCCACUGUCUGACCCCAGCGUGGUCAUCCUCAUCACCAACUCCAACGUCAGGCACAAGCUGACCGGCAGCGAGUAUCCAACCAGACGCAAACAAUGCAUGGAAGCCGCCGCCAUCCUGGGCAAGCGUAGUCUCCGGGACGCUACCCUGCAAGAGCUGGAGGACGCCAGGGGCCGCAUGGACCAGGUGACCUAUAGAAGAGCUCUCCACGUGAUCCAGGAGAUCCAGAGGACGGUCCAAGGGGCCGAAGCUCUCAAGAGGGGCUUAUACGAAGAAUUUGGCAAGCUGAUGGUGGACAGCCACAACUCACUCAGGGACCUUUAUGAGGUGAGUUGCAGGGAGCUGGAUGAGCUGGUGUCGGCAGCCAUGGAGGUGAAAGGAGUGUAUGGCAGCCGAAUGACAGGAGGGGGCUUUGGUGGCUGCACUGUAACCCUACUGCAGGCCCACGUUGUUGAUAGGGCGAUACUACACAUGCAGGAACGGUACAGUGGAACCCCAACUUUCUACGUCACUACUCCUUCCGAGGGAGCCCGUGUUCUGAGCCUGUCCUGACCUGAAACGCUGCAGGCUUUUCAUCUCCUUUUUACUAUUUCUAAACAGAGAGGAGCAUUCCUUUGGAUGAUUGGAUUAUUGAUUUGAUGGGAUUAGUUUUCCUUUGAUUAUGGGCAGUAGAGUGGUUCAGUGGUUGUAGCUGUCUGAACUUAUAGCAGUAUUCAUGUCUGAAGUAAUCUUUGAAAUGUUUUUCAAAAAUAAUUAAUAAAGAAAUUGUAUCAGAAUUUG